This is a messenger RNA of Amyelois transitella, 5369 nucleotides long. Its product is annotated as striated muscle-specific serine/threonine-protein kinase. Bases 188 to 4495 code for a protein of 1435 amino acids. Lineage: Eukaryota; Metazoa; Arthropoda; Insecta; Lepidoptera; Pyralidae. Gene Ontology annotation, biological process: cell-cell junction organization. Gene Ontology annotation, cellular component: apical junction complex; plasma membrane. The transcript is spliced from 11 exons. The record is from RefSeq and is a predicted model, not a curated record.
CAGUCAUCCGCCGCACCCCGCCGCGCGCGCCCGUACACCGGCAACGCGCAUUUUGUAGUCCGUAGUUCACCUGCCACCGCACCAAAUCGACGACCGUUAUAUGACAGCCUAAUGGACGAACGGAGAGGUAGUCCAUGCAUGCUCGUGUUAACUUUGUGACAGUGGAGUGCAGUGUUGUGUCUAUGCCAUGGAGGAAGUUCGCAUUUCGGAUUGGCCUGAUCCACCCGGAUCGCAUGCAUGGCUGCCUGCUUAUGGUUUCCAGCAUGAACUAAUGGAUAAAGACGACUAUUUCUGUUCCAAUGGUGACAAUGGCAGUACCCAUGCUUUGUACCUCGAAACGAUAGUGGAAGAGACAAGCGAUGACUUACGCUCAGAAAGAUCUUCAGCUGCGACCUGGCUUUCUGAUUCAGAUGCUGACUCCGUCAUACAAGUCCGCGGGACAGCAGGUUCCGAGGACAGCGAGUCAGAGCGGGAGUGGGCUUGUCCUGCGAAGCGGAGACGGCGCGAGCGAGCAGCGUCGCCGGCCAGCUCGGGGUCGCUCUCGCGCUCCUCCAGCCUCGCCCAGUUCGAGUCCCUCGAGCGAUCCUGCGCCGCUCCCGUGUCGCCCAGCCUCUCGCCGGACUCCCUCGAAUCACCGCCCGCCUCACCGCCACCCACACGAGCGCCUGCGCCCCGCACGCAUCUCUCCGCCGAAAACCUCAGCGAAGACAGCGGCUACAGCGAGCGCUCGCGACGACCGCCGCCGCCCGCGCAGCGCCGCCCGCCAGAAAUAGCUCACCGGCCGCCCGCCGCCGGCAGCACGCCGUGUCUCGCCUCACCCAGUGCAGAACGCCGCCCGCCCAGAGCUGCGCGCGCUCUAUCGCUGCCCGCAGAGCUGGACGUGUGCGCCGAACCGCUGCGGCACGUCACACAUCGCGCACAUUUCCGGCAAACCUUCGAAGUCAGCGAGAGCCUUACCGUCAGCGUGGCCGACCUGACUGCCCUCGACUACCGUGGCGGCCCGCGCCGCCCGCGCUUACCACCGCCGCCGCCGCCGCCGCGCGCCGCCCGCCUGCCACUGCCUCCCCCGCCGCCGCCACCGGUAGAGGUCAUCACGAGAUGUCCGUCGGCGUCACCUUCGCCGGCCCGCGAGCCGAGCGCCGGCAGCGACUCCACCACGGAGUCGGAGCGCGCGUUUGCCCGGGAAAUGGAGACCACCGCGAAGCGUCUUGACGAAAACGCGCGAAGAGCCCUCGCGGAAAGUGGUGAUUUCGAUCGUGGACUGUCAGUGUUGACCGCGACAAGACUGCAAGAAUCUUGGGGCGUGUGGGACGAUGUGUUAGAUGAGUUAAGAAGACGAAUGGAACCCCAAUCCGCCACUCCUACCCCGCCGAGAACGCCGUCCCCGAACCCUAUUAGAGAACCAGCAUUUACUUCGACACCCUUAAGAUCGGGCGAUGCGCGAGUACGCUCUACCCCUGAAUUACGAACGCGAACGACACCGCAUCGUGAAACACCUGAAGAACUCCGCGCGUCAUUACAAUUAGUAGCGCCGCCUCCGCCCGGCUCGGCACCCCCGGCGCGCUCCGUGUCCGCGGGCUCUAAGGGAGUGACGUUCUCGCCGGUAGUAGCGGAAGUCAGCUGGCGAGAGACGAGCACGACCACAACAGAGAGCGAGACGACUUCGAGCGAUGACGCGGCGGACGCUGAAGUAGUAGUGGUAGUGGAGGGGGGAGGCGAGGAAACGCGCGCGCCGUCCACAGAGUGUUCCGCCGUCAUGACGGAUGCGGGCGCGCGCGUGCCGCGCAGCCGCAUCGCCGGCUUCCUCUCGCGGUUCGCGAACUUCCGAUUUUCGGGGCGCAAGGAGAAAAAAUCCCGGGGCGCAGGCGCGAACGGCAGGCCGAUCCAGACCGCGUCUUCGGCGGCAGACGCGGGGCAGGGACCGCGCGGGGCGGCCGCCGGGCCGCAAUAUGUGAGAAUCCCGCUGAAGGAGGAGGGUGUGUCGCGGGCCGCGGCGCCCCCGGUGCCGGGCGGCGUGGCGCACAAGCCGCCCCGGCCGCGCCCGCCGCCGGCCCCGGCGCCCGGCGUGCUGGAGACCGAUGUGGACACGCAGCGCACCGUGCUGCACGCGCGAUCCUUACUCGCGCUCGCGCCGCCCGACCAGCGCGCUCCUCGACCGCACAAGUCCAUGGAGUUCCUGCUCGACAAAGAGAGCGCACAGACUGUUCAGCCUCCAGAGAACGAAUUGCAGAAGAAUUCUGACCGCGUGCUGUCGGAGCACGAGCUUCGGGUACAAAGAUCGCUGCAGAAGCUCAAUGUUCCGGAAUGGUAUAAGAACGCGCCUGCCCCACGCGAGGGCUUCCUUCUCCGUAAGCGGUUAUCUGACGCGUCGGCAUCAGCCACGCGAUGGAGUGGUCUCAACUCGAAGACCACGUCUCUUGGUAGCCUGGGCGGUGCCAAUGCCCAGCCGCCUCCGCCUCAACUGUCUCCGCAUACGACCAGCUUCGGCCGGUGGUCUACUAGCAGGCUUAAUUCGAACCAAACUUCCCCGUGCUCAUCGACGCGCAGCAGCAUCCGAGGCACCAGUCCACUAUGCUCGCCCUCCGCCAGAUCUUCGUUUAGCGCGAGACAGCCCUACCUCGGCUGGCGGAGUCAGGAACGGCUGAAUAACACGCCGCGAACGCCGCAUGAAAGGCUAGCUUCAUCUCUCCUCCAGCAGUCAGCAUCUUCUAAAGCCUCCGAGGAGAUCCAGACGUCUAUCAAAGAGGUGACGUCUGCGAUAGUCCACUACGUGUCUGGGUUGGAGCCAGCGAACGGAGAUAUAGACAGACAACCCUCGCCUCGAUCCAGUCAAAAACUGUACUGGCUUGAGAGUUCCUUUGUUGGUACGAAACCUCUAGACUCGCCCCAGACACCUCUAGUAGUGUCCGAGGCGCUACCUCCCCCUCACCCCCGGCCGCCGUCUUCCCUCCGCCUCGACCACCGCGCGGCGCCCGACUGGCAAGAUUCGCAACGGUCCCUGAACCUGGGCAUAACUCGGCCAUCGCCGGGGUCGACGACCUUAGAAGACGUGCUGGACUCGCUGCUGGGCUUGCCUUCCCAACCCACUAGGAUACCAACUCCUCAACCUAGUCCUCGGAAAGCGACAAGCCCGUAUUACUUAAUGGGUGGAAAGAGCCCUCGGUACGAGCAGUUGGCUAGCAGCGGCCACAGCAGCAGCUCCCCUGCUUCCCGCUUUCUGGGCACUCCCAGCGAAGGUCUUAGCUCCAUAACUGACCCCAGUCCAGACCGACCAGGCAAGGAUAUAGUUGAUACUCCUGGAACGAUGCAAGAGCCGAGACGGUCGAGGUCGGCGCAAGGCGAGCACUCGCGCCGCAGGAGUGAACCCUUUGUCCAGCCCAACGCAACCUUUGACCGCCGCACCAGUCUUGAUGCAGCAGCCCUUAGACCCUCUGAGUCCCAACUCACCCACCAUGAUUCUAAAGCCUCCCUAGCCUCUUUACAGACAGAAAAUAGCACUGAUGAAACUUUCAUCAAAUGCAAAUACCCUAAAUGCACCUCCAGAGCUCCACUUGCGGAUGCCAAAAGACAUUACAAGACAUGUCAUAAUUGUUCCACUAUGUACUGCUCGAGGGAAUGUAGACGAGCACAUUGGGAAAAGCAUAGAAAGGUAUGCCUACAUUCCCGAGCCAGUGCACUAUGUCGACAGAUCAUAGCAGCAGCGAAAGAAGACGCUGAUUCCCUGCAUCAAAUCAGCACGAUAGCUCACAAAGGGUAUCUCGCACAGGGAAGAGGAGUUGUCAAAGUAUUUUUCACCAGUCCCGAGUCGGCAGAAAAGUUCACAACACAUGGAUACCAAUAUCUUUCCGAACCAGAAUUCGUGAAAUGGACAGCCCUCCAACCGAAUGAAAUGGGAGUAGAGUUAUACACCGAAGUGGUGAAGUUAUGCAAAGCUUACAAUCCAGAGACAAGGGUAAUCUUGUAUGUGGCUGUGUGCAUCAUCAGUGAGGUACCAACCAAGGGCGCAGUUAAGUGGGAGAGGCAAAUGGUGUCAAGAUGCGCUAAGUUGCGACUUAGUAAGACAGUUACAGCUGCUAUACAGGAGCAGAAUCGACGGCGUCACAGAAGAGACAGCAAAGGAACGCCGGAAGAUAGAGAAACGUUAAUUUUAACAUCUAAAGCCCCAGUGUUGCAAGGCGAAAAAAAUGCUGCGACAGCCCACAAAUUUAGAGAAAUUUGUUUUAGAAACAUAUCGAAUGAGUUGGAGAAGCGAGGCGUAGCACUGAAAAAGCAUUUUCCAGAAGUCUUCUCGCGUUUGGCAGCGUACGUGGACGGAACGAGCGAUAGGUUUAUUCCGAUGACAAUUUACCCAAAAGACGUGACUAGUGGCAAAUCCUUUAUGUGCGUGAUCAUGCCGGAUAGUGAAGUGGAAUGUGUAACACCGGUAGACGGAAAAGUUGUGACUAUCGAUGUUGGUGUGGACCGGUCGAGACAUCAGCUGUCAACCCCCAUGUGAAAAUGACAGCUUUCGCUAGUUAGUAUCAUUAGACUAUGCAUGAGAUCAUCGCCUGACGCUUCUCAAUUUGUCAUCGUUAUUAUAACAGAAAUCAAAAUAAUUCCGAUUUCUGUGGUAACGAUAACGAUGUUUUUUUUUUAAUUUACAUUAGAUCUCCUAUUAUGAAUCUCGUUUCUAAAUUUAAAUCUAAUGUGCCCUUCAAAUUUAUGAUUAUUUUCUAUAAUUACUUAUCUAACUUAUAUAUAUAGAUAAGAGAAAAUAAAUUUUCUGGAUAGCAUUUAUUCACAUUCCUAAGAAUUAAAAAAAAAAAUAAACAAAAUGAUCUUGCGACUCUUAAAAGUGAAAGCUGAUUGAUUACUUAUCAAAAGUUUUCGUAUAAUUAAAUAUACGAAAUGUUGGCAAAAAUAGUCAAAAACUUAGAAAAAUAUUUACUAUUCGACAUAUUAUAUUAGUCCGGAACUGAUGGUUAGAAAAUAUAAAAAGUGUUCUACAUAUUUAGUGCUUAUUAUUAUCAUUGUUAAUUUUCUCUUUAAUGAAUGUGCACUUAUUUUAGAUAAUUUAUGUAAAUUAUACAAUGUUGUGAAGCGUGUUACCGAAGUAAAUUUCUUCUAUUUAUAAGCAUUUUAAAUAUAUGUUAUUUAAGAAAUUGUUUCUGCAAUUUGACAAUAGUUUAAUUAAAUCCUAUUUGUUGGUAGCCAAAUAACUCAAAAGUAGGCUUUACUUAUUUAAAUAUGAAAUAAUUAAAACAAUAUGCUUUAAUGACUCAAAAAUCAAUUUUAUACAAAAACACUGCAAUACAUGCUUUAAAUGCAUGCGUGCGAAAAAAUUAAGUGUUUGUCUUUAGAUAGAAGAAAAAUAGUACCUAUGAACAUGA